ACCGGAAACUGUACUUUACGGCCAUGGCCAACAGCAUGUAGCCGAAGUGUUGUACUCAUCCACAACAAUUCUCGUGUUUUAAUUAAGCUAUUUUAACUGUUUCUCUACAAUUUCUAAUUUUUUAUUAGCUGACAGAGAAGCAAUUAUUCACCGGAGAUGGGAGUCCCGGCGUUUUUCCGUUGGCUUAGCCGAAAAUAUGCGUCAAUCGUUGUGCAUUGUGUUGAGGAGAAGGGGAAAGAAUGCAAUGGAGUCCGUAUUCCUGUUGAUACGACCAAGCCAAACCCCAACGAGGUGGAAUUCGACAAUUUGUACUUGGACAUGAACGGGAUCAUUCACCCUUGUACACAUCCAGAGGACAAAGCGGCUCCCAAAAAUGAAGACGAGAUGAUGGUCGCCAUUUUCGAGUACAUAGACCGCCUCUUCAAUAUUGUGCGGCCCAGGAGAGUUCUGUACAUGGCCAUCGAUGGAGUGGCUCCACGGGCCAAGAUGAACCAGCAGCGCUCUCGGCGGUUCCGAGCCUCCAAAGAAGGAGUGGAGUUGGUGGAGGAGAAGGAUCGCAUCAGGGAGGAGAUCAUCCAGAGAGGAGGUUAUCUUCCACCGGAGGGGGUUAAAGAGAGAUUUGACAGCAACUGCAUCACUCCAGGAACAGAGUUCAUGGACAACCUGGCACAGUGUCUCCGAUACUACGUCGCUGACAGACUCAGCAAUGACCCCGGCUGGAGGAACAUCACGGUGUUGCUGUCUGAUGCCAGCGUUCCCGGUGAAGGUGAACACAAGAUCAUGGACUACAUCCGGAGACAGAGAGCUCAACCCAACCACGACCCCAACACGCACCACUGCCUGUGUGGCGCUGACGCUGACCUGAUCAUGCUGGGCCUGGCCACCCAUGAGCCGAACUUCACCAUCAUCAGAGAGGAGUUCAAACCCAACAAACCCCGGCCCUGUGCGCUCUGCGGGCAGACCGGUCAUGAAAUCAAAGAUUGUCAGGGGACGGCCAGAGAGAAACAGGGAGAGCACGAUGAGUUUGCAGACUCGAUGCCGGCGUCUGAACAGGAGUUCAUAUUCAUCAGACUCUGUGUGCUGCGCGAGUACCUGGCCAGAGAGCUCACCAUGGCCAGUCUCCCGUUUCCCUUCGACUUUGAGAGGAGCAUCGACGACUGGGUCUUCAUGUGCUUCUUUGUUGGAAAUGACUUCCUGCCACACCUGCCGUCCUUAGAGAUCAGAGAGGGAGCGAUAGAUCGACUGGUCAACAUCUACAAAGACAUUGUGCACAAAACUGGAGGCUACCUGACGGAGAAUGGCUACGUCAACCUGGAGAGAGUGGAGCUGAUCAUGCAGGCGGUGGGCGUGGCUGAGGACAACAUCUUCAAGAAACGCAAAGAGGACGACGAAGGUUUCAAGAGAAGAAUGAAAGACAAGCGGAAGAGGAUGAAGGUGGAGCAGCGCGGCCCCGCCCACAUGACCUCGGGCCAAUUUGCCCCUCAGGCUCUGGGGAGGAGGGACCGACCCGAGGCCGUCCAGAACGCCCGGCACCAGGCCUUCGACAUGAGGAUGCAAUCCAACAAGGAUGCAGCUCAGUCCCUGAAGGCCACGAUAAAGAACGGUGGCAAUUCGUCUGCGGGGCCCAGCGGCAGCACGGACGGCAGGGGCAUGAAGAGGAAAGCUGAUGACAGUGACAGCGAGCCGGAGCCCGAAGACAACGUCAGGUUGUGGGAGGAUGGCUGGAAGCAGAGAUACUUCAAGACCAAGUUUGAUGUGGACGCGUCUGAUGACGACUUCAGGAAGAAGGUGGUGCAGUCGUACGUGGAGGGUCUCUGCUGGGUGCUGCGCUACUAUUACCAGGGCUGCGCCUCCUGGAAGUGGUACUUCCCGUUCCACUACGCUCCGUUCGCCUCCGACUUCAAAGACAUCAAAGGGAUGUUCACCGAUUUUGAGAAGGAGACCAAACCGUUCAAGCCACUGGAGCAGCUGAUGGGAGUGUUUCCUGCUGCCAGCGGUAACUUCCUGCCCACAACAUGGAGGAGCCUGAUGAGCAGUCCUGAGUCUUCCAUCAUCGACUUCUACCCCGACGACUUUGCCAUUGAUCUCAACGGCAAGAAAUACGCCUGGCAGGGUGUGGCCUUGUUGCCUUUCGUGGAUGAACGCCGGCUGUGGGCGGCUCUGGCUGACGUUUACCCAAACCUCACACCUGAGGAACGGAGAAGAAACAGUAUGGGCAGCGACCUGAUGUUCCUCGGAAAGUCUCACCCGCUCUUCGACUUCAUCCAUGAACUCUACCGCACAGAAUCUCAGGAGAGCACUGAGAUCCCUGCAGAGCUGUGCCACGGGAUCCUCGGGACGUUAAAUCUUGACGAGAGCCCGAUCCUCCCAGACAAGUUGGUGACGUCACCCAUCCCAACGCUGCGUGACAUUUCUCAGAACAGCGCCAUCGGAGUGAAGUUCAAGGAUCCACACUUUGCAGAUGAGUUUGUGUUCAAGGCGGUUCUUCUCUCUGGAGCCAAGAUGCCCAACAAGGUCCUGAAGCCAGGGGACUGGGAGAAGGGGAACAGGGAAUCAUGGAGACCCCAGCUCGGCUUCAACCAGCACAGACAGCAGGCUCACCUGGACCAGUCCGGCUUCCGGUCUCUGGGUCACAGUAUGAACAGAAACCAACGUGGCAGCGGAGGACAGUACAGCAACACCCCGCCGCCAAACGCCUACCAGCAAGGGAACUACCGAGCGCCUCACAGCGGAGGACACCAGCCUUUCCAACAUUCCAGGCAGAACAGUUUGCUGGGAACGCCCCCCUCCUACCACCAGCCCCAGUACCCGAGGCAGCAGCAGCAGCAGCAGCGGCAGCAGCAGCAGCAGUACGGGGGCAGCGGGGGUCACGGUUGGAAUCGGGCUACGCAGUCGCAGCCGUCGGCGUACCAGCAGAACAUGAGCCGUGGACAGGCAGGACAAGGAGCACAGGGCAGGGCGGCGCCAGGCGGCUACCAACAGCGCUACGAUGACCGCAGGGACAACCGGGGUGGGCAGCAUCAGGGCUACGGCGGCGCCGGCCGAGGUUACCCUGCUCCCCCCGCCUCCAGGAGAUAUGAAUGGAAUUAAACUCAAAGUAAUGUUGGACUUUGGGACUGUGUGUGGGGGGGGGGGGGGGCACUGUUUUUAGGGGAGAAACGUCACAAUUGUCUUCUUGAACAAUUAAAUUUGUUUUUUUCUUUUUAUUCUACUUACAACAAAAAAAAAAUUGUUAUGUAACUUGUGAUUUUUAAGACGAACUGCCUGUAAAACAAAUACAAGUGUGUCAAGGACGAAGUGUCCAAUGUGUUCAUUCUUUAUCUCCCCGGGGGGGGGGGGUGAAUAAAAGAAUAACUGAU
Cottoperca gobio is the source of this 3359-nucleotide messenger RNA. RefSeq names its product 5'-3' exoribonuclease 2 (gene xrn2). The transcript is spliced from 31 exons. NCBI's taxonomy places the organism in Eukaryota, Metazoa, Chordata, Actinopteri, Perciformes, Bovichtidae. Gene Ontology annotation, cellular component: nucleus. Gene Ontology annotation, molecular function: RNA binding; 5'-3' RNA exonuclease activity; zinc ion binding. The coding region runs from base 157 to 3090 and encodes 977 amino acids. The record is from RefSeq and is a predicted model, not a curated record. Gene Ontology annotation, biological process: nuclear-transcribed mRNA catabolic process.